Molecule: messenger RNA, 876 nt
Organism: Acanthamoeba castellanii str. Neff
Lineage: Eukaryota; Discosea; Longamoebia; Acanthamoebidae
Product: dihydrofolate reductase
Exons: 8
Coding region: 1-876 (291 amino acids)
Biological process (GO): tetrahydrofolate biosynthetic process; dTMP biosynthetic process
Cellular component (GO): cytosol; mitochondrion
Molecular function (GO): thymidylate synthase activity; dihydrofolate reductase activity
Source: RefSeq, a predicted model, not a curated record
AUGGAUACGCAAACUCCCGUACAUCCCCCUCGGCCGUUCGAAAUCGUGGUGGCUGCGUCUGUCAAUGGCGGAAUCGGGCUGGCAGGACAGUUGCCCUGGCAAUUGCCUCAGGAGAUGGCCAGGUUCAAGGCCUUGACUCUCAAAACAGCAAACGAUGACCACUCGAACGCGGUCAUUAUGGGCCGGCGGACCUACGAGUCGAUCCCCGCGAAAUUCAGACCUCUCAAGGGCAGGGUCAACAUCGUACUCUCGCGCGACCAGCAUCGUAAUUGUGUCAGUUUGCCCGACAGCGUGGUGGUGGCGAGUAGUUUUGACGAAGCACUCCUGGCCAUCCAGAGCAUGGAGAAGGUGCAAACUUGGCCACCCGGUUCCGCAAAGAUCACGUCUCCCGAGUUCGAGGUAGACACCUUCUUUCCGCAGAUUGAUCCGCACUCUUUCAAGCUCGACGCCAGCUAUCCUGAGCAAGGGAAGGCGCAUGAAGAAAAGGGCGUCACGUAUGAGAUGCGGUUUAGCUUGCGGGACGGCACCUUUCCUCUCCUCACCACUAAGCGCGUGUGGUGGAAGGGGGUGGCCGAGGAGCUCCUGUGGUUCGUGUCGGGCUGCACGAAUGCCAACACUUUGGCAACCAAAAAGGUCAACAUCUGGAAGGAGAACGGAUCCAAGGACUUCCUCGCCAAGUGCGGACUUGGCCACAGAGAAGAGGGAGACUUAGGCCCCGUUUAUGGCUUCCAGUGGAGGCACUGGGGAGCAAAAUACGUGGACAUGCAUACCGACUACUCGCCUGGAAUCCGACAGACCUCAAGGAAAUGGUGUUGCCUCCGUGCCACAUGUUUUGCCAGUUCUACGUUGCCAACGGCGAGCUCUCUUGUCAGGUAA